Messenger RNA from Spodoptera exigua (beet armyworm), 355 nucleotides. The record is from the annotation of a GenBank genome assembly. NCBI's taxonomy places the organism in Eukaryota, Metazoa, Arthropoda, Insecta, Lepidoptera, Noctuidae.
GUGUGAUCCACAAAUUGUUGUUUCGGGUCUCGGUGUCAUGUGUAUGUGACAUUGUAUGUUUGUAAACGCACCCACAACACAGGACAGAAUCCUAAAAUGUGUACAGUAGAGUAAAGUCUAAACAGUAGUGUUGACAAAAUUAACGAUUUAAUUUUAAUUAAACUUCCAAUGGAUCAAGAAUAUGCAGUCCAUUAUCUACAGGGAUGUUUUCAUUGUUUAAACCCGAGGGGCAUCCCAUCACAUUCUCUCAAGUUAAAAAUUGGUGCCCCAUUAUUUUACUUAGAAAUUUAUGUACCGGGAGACUGUACAUUAAAUUUGUUCGCAAUAACGUGAUAGUUGCAAUAAUAGUUCUGAC